GAUCCAAUAGCAAAGCAAGCAGAAAUAAAGAAGAAAGAGAAAAGAAAAGGAAGGCGGUUUGAAGUUUGUGGUGAUUGGAUUGAAGCUGGUGAUGGAUGGAUUCGUUUUUAUAAUCCCUCCACCACGUGCAUGCUUCGACUCUGCUCCUUAAUAAAUAACUUCCACUGGAUCCAAAUCCCACACACUCUCUCCUGAGUCUCCUUGUACACACGCAGAGAUACAUGUUACAUAUUCUUUCAGUUUUCAUGCAAAGAACCGAGGGAGUUGCAUAUAUAUUAUACAUAUAUAUAUAUAUAUUUGCACUGGCCACUGUGAAUCAUCGAGAUCGUAUUUGCUUUGAUAUAACUAGUACUACUUGUUGAAGCGCGCAGCAGAGAAAGAAAUACUCCGUGAAGAUGGAAAAAUACGAGAUGGUCAAGGAUUUGGGAGUUGGGAAUUUCGGUGUGGCAAGACUGCUGAGGCACAAGGAGACCAAGGAGCUCGUCGCCAUGAAAUACAUCGAGCGUGGCCACAAGAUUGAUGAGAAUGUGGCGAGAGAGAUUUUCAACCACAGAUCGCUUCGGCACCCAAACAUCAUUCGUUUCAAGGAGGUGGUUUUGACACCCACCCAUUUGUUGAUUGUGAUGGAAUAUGCAGCGGGCGGAGAGCUCUUCGAACGAAUCUGCAAUGCCGGUAGAUUCAGUGAAGACGAGGCCAGAUUUUUCUUUCAGCAGCUGAUCUCUGGUGUCAAUUAUUGCCAUUUCAUGCAAAUAUGCCAUAGGGAUUUGAAGCUGGAAAACACGCUUUUAGAUGGAAGCCCUGCCCCACGGCUGAAAAUAUGUGAUUUUGGUUACUCUAAGUCAUCCCUGCUGCAUUCAAGACCCAAAUCCACAGUUGGAACUCCGGCGUAUAUUGCGCCAGAGGUUCUUUCCAGGCGAGAGUAUGAUGGCAAGUUGGCAGAUGUGUGGUCAUGUGGAGUAACUCUCUAUGUCAUGUUGGUGGGUGCGUACCCUUUUGAAGACCAAGAUGACCCCAAGAAUUUUAGGAAAACAAUUCAAAAAAUAAUGUCUGUUCAGUACAAGAUCCCUGACUAUGUACACAUAUCUCAAGAUUGCAGACACCUACUCUCCCGCAUAUUUGUUGCACAUCCAUCCAGGAGAAUUACAAUCAAAGAUAUCAAGAACCAUCCGUGGUUUGUAAAGAACAUGCCAAGGGAGCUAACGGAGUCUGCUCAAGCUAUUUAUUACCAGAGAGACAAUCCAAGCUUUUCUCUUCAAAGCGAGGAUGAGAUAAUGAAAAUUGUAGGGGAGGCGAGAAACCCACCUCCAGCAUCUAAGCCUAUCUGGGGCUUCAGCUGGGGAGCAGAAGAUGAGGAAGACAUCGGAAACAUAGAUGCAGAGGUGGAAGAAGAAGAGGAUGAAGAAGACGAGUAUGACAAGAGGGUCAAAGAAAUUCAUGCAAGUGGAGAAUUUCGAAUCAGUUAAGCUGUAUCUAUCAUCCUUAUCUAAUAAUCGGAUAAUUAAAGUGUUUAAUGUUGUGACAUUAGGAUUUACCAAUUUGUGUGCAUAAUGUUUAAUAAUUUGAUGCACAAUCUCAAAAAAUAGUCGAUUCUGAAGUAGUACAUCACAUGUUCAAACUUGUAUGGCGCUUUGCAUGUAAUCUACUGUUUGUACUAUGGAUGCCAAAUGGGUGAGAAAGAUGGUUGUCUUGUUAUGCAAA
Molecule: messenger RNA, 1698 nt
Organism: Alnus glutinosa
Lineage: Eukaryota; Viridiplantae; Streptophyta; Magnoliopsida; Fagales; Betulaceae
Product: serine/threonine-protein kinase SRK2A-like
Exons: 9
Coding region: 396-1463 (355 amino acids)
Biological process (GO): intracellular signal transduction; protein phosphorylation
Molecular function (GO): ATP binding; protein serine/threonine kinase activity
Source: RefSeq, a predicted model, not a curated record